This is a messenger RNA of Maniola jurtina (meadow brown), 1274 nucleotides long. RefSeq names its product deoxycytidylate deaminase. Lineage: Eukaryota; Metazoa; Arthropoda; Insecta; Lepidoptera; Nymphalidae. Gene Ontology annotation, molecular function: dCMP deaminase activity; zinc ion binding. Gene Ontology annotation, biological process: dUMP biosynthetic process; dTMP biosynthetic process. The coding region runs from base 298 to 894 and encodes 198 amino acids. The transcript has 5 exons. The record is from RefSeq and is a predicted model, not a curated record. Gene Ontology annotation, cellular component: cytoplasm.
UCAACCCUUGGAAGCUGCAAAAAGUGCAAAAAUCAAAAUGACCAAAAUGUGUUAGCUAAUUUCUAAAUAAUUAAAAUAGUCUGGAAUGACUAUAUAUUGGUUUUGUGGUUUAUUUGAUUAUACAUUAUUGAUCUCUAAUGUUAUUGUUCAUUAGCAUUAAGUAAAUAAAUUAAGUCCAUAAGUAGCUUGUACACAGAGGGUCCAAGCUAAAACAACAUUCAACUACAAUUUAAUUACACGUUAUAUUUUUCCAAAAAAAUAAAUUCAGACAAGUAUUGUCAAAAAAUCCUUUAAAUAAUGAGUCACCAGCCAGAAGAUACAUCAGAAGUUACUUCAAAUAGAGAGGACUCCCCAAGUAAAAUUCAGAAAAAGCGUGAGGACUAUUUAGAAUGGCGAGACUAUUUCAUGGCAGUGGCUGUGUUAGCUGCGAAGCGAAGCAAAGACCCUAACUGUCAAGUUGGCGCCUGUAUAGUUAAUAAGGAAAAGAAAAUAAUUGGUGUUGGAUACAACGGUAUGCCAGCUGGUUGUAGUGAUGAUGAGUUUCCAUGGGGUAAAGAAGGAUCGUCGCCUUUGGAUGAAAAAUCGCUUUAUGUAUGCCAUGCAGAAAUGAAUGCCAUAAUAAACAAGAACCUCGCCGACGUCAAAGACUGCACAAUAUACGUGACCCUGUUCCCAUGUAACGAAUGUGCCAAGUUCAUCAUACAGUCUGGCAUCACGGAAGUGGUGUAUUUAUAUGACAAGUUCUCCGCUAAGCCCAAGUACUUGGCCUCAAAGAGAAUGUUUAUAGCUGCUGGCAUUAAGUGCAGACAAUUCAUACCAAAGCGGGACAAAAUAGAAAUAAGAUUCACCUCAAACAAUAAUAAUAUUAAUGAUAUAUGCAACUUAUCUAUUUGAUACUACCUUUACAUUUUACAACCAUUUUACUUUAUGUACUAUCAUUUUUAUAGGCUAAUUUUUUAAGGGUAUUUUUUGUACAAAACUGAUCGCAUUUCUAGCAGUAUGUACUACCAAUGACAGCUACAAAUCAAAAUAGGGUGCAAUAACUGUUUAUUGGAGUUUGUGUAGGUGCAAUAAAUGACCCUAGCUCAUGGUUGGAAUUUUUUUUUUGAUGAAAUUUAGAUUUUUUUUUAUAAAAAAAACAUGUUUUAAGCAUUUGUUUAAUUAUAAACAACGCCAAUUCUGCCCUAGCUUCUUUAGACUUUGGUAAAAUAGUUUUAGCAAGAGUAUAGCGCACACUAAAUAAGUACAUGAAGUACUAAUGUAAUAACAAUUGU